Dictyostelium purpureum is the source of this 435-nucleotide messenger RNA. RefSeq lists its product as uncharacterized. The coding region runs from base 1 to 435 and encodes 144 amino acids. Gene Ontology annotation, molecular function: nucleic acid binding. Gene Ontology annotation, biological process: tRNA splicing, via endonucleolytic cleavage and ligation. NCBI's taxonomy places the organism in Eukaryota, Evosea, Eumycetozoa, Dictyosteliales, Dictyosteliaceae. The transcript is spliced from 2 exons. The record is from RefSeq and is a predicted model, not a curated record.
AUGUCAGAAAAUACAGAUCUAGAUAAAAUAUUAAAUGAUCUACAAUCAAAGUAUUCAAAUAAGUUCAGGUUAGACCAAAUUCAUUUAGCAUUUCAAAUCUACAUUGAUUUAUUCAUUUUAAAAAAAUGGGAAUCUGUCGAAUUUAAAAACAAUAAAGAUUUAAUUUUUAUAUAUGCAAUCGAAAAAUUGGAAAAUUUAAAUAAUUAUAAUAUAGUAAUACCGUGUAAAUCUACAUCGAUUUGGAGUUUAGAAAAUUUAAAAGAAACUUUUUACAAUUUAAAUAAUAAUGAUGAUAAUAAUAAUUUAAAUAAUAAUAUUCCCAUAGAUUGCAAAUCAUUUACUUUAGGUAUCAUUGAUGACGAUUCUUCAAUUUCAUAUUACGAAUUAUCAUACGACACUGGUUUAUCUGAUAUUUUAACCAAUAAUAAUAAAUAA